This is a messenger RNA of Mus caroli (Ryukyu mouse), 6186 nucleotides long. It is a transcript of the gene Cdk12, whose product is annotated as cyclin dependent kinase 12. Gene Ontology annotation, molecular function: cyclin binding; RNA polymerase II CTD heptapeptide repeat kinase activity; ATP binding. Gene Ontology annotation, biological process: protein phosphorylation; positive regulation of transcription elongation by RNA polymerase II. NCBI's taxonomy places the organism in Eukaryota, Metazoa, Chordata, Mammalia, Rodentia, Muridae. Gene Ontology annotation, cellular component: cyclin/CDK positive transcription elongation factor complex; nucleus. The record is from RefSeq and is a predicted model, not a curated record.
AGGGUGGGGCUUUUUGGAGCGCCGGGGGAACUUUUUCCCCUUCUUCAGGCCCGGGGAAAGGGAAUGCCCAAUUCCGAGAGACAUGGGGGCAAGAAGGACGGGAGCGGAGGAGCUUCUGGAACUUCGCAGGCGUCAUCGGGAGGUGGCAGCUCCAACAGCAGGGAGCGUCACCGCUUGGUGUCGAAGCACAAGCGGCAUAAGUCCAAGCACUCCAAAGACGUGGGGCUGGUGACCCCCGAAGCGGCAUCUUUGGGUACCAUAAUCAAACCACUGGUGGAGUACGAUGACAUCAGCUCUGAUUCAGACACCUUCUCCGAUGACACGGCCUUCAAAUCAGACCGGAGGGAGAACGAUGAACGUCGGGGAACGGAUCGGAGCGACCGCCUGCACCGACAUCGUCACCACCAGCACCGGCGGUCCCGAGACUUGCUAAAAACUAAACAGACCGAAAAGGAAAAAAAUCAGGAAGUCUCCAAAUCUGGAUCUAUGAAGGACCGGGUAUCAGGCAGUUCAAAACGUUCCGUGGAGGGGAGUGAUGAUUAUGGGAAGGCCCAGAUAUCCAAAAGCGGCAGCAAGGAAUCCAGGUCGUCCAAAAUGCACAAGGAGAAGACCCGGAAAGAACGAGAGUUAAAGUCUGGAUACAAGGACCGGAGUAAAAGUCAUCGGAAACGGGAAACACCCAAAAGUUACAAAACGGUGGAUAGCCCUAAACGGAGAUCCAGGAGUCCCCAUAGGAAAUGGUCUGACAGUUCCAAGCAAGAUGACAGCCCUUCUGGAGCUUCUUAUGGCCAAGACUACGAUCUUAGCCCCCCAAGGUCUCAUACUUCUAGCAACUAUGACUCCUACAAGAAGAGUCCUGGAAGUACCUCAAGAAGGCAGUCAAUCAGCCCACCUUACAAAGAGCCUUCUGCUUACCAGUCCAGCACUCGGUCACCCAGUCCUUACAGCCGACGACAGAGGUCUGUGAGUCCCUAUAGCCGGAGACGGUCCUCCAGCUAUGAAAGGAGCGGCUCUUACAGCGGGAGAUCACCCAGCCCCUAUAGCCGAAGACGAUCAAGCAGCCCUUUCCUGAGCAAGAGGUCUCUGAGUCGGAGUCCAAUCCCCAGUAGGAAAUCCAUGAAGUCCAGAAGUAGAAGUCCUGCAUAUUCAAGACACUCGUCUUCUCAUAGUAAAAAGAAGCGAUCCGGGUCACGCAGUCGUCAUUCCAGUAUCUCACCUGUCAGGCUUCCAUUGAAUUCCAGCCUGGGAGCUGAACUCAGUAGAAAAAAGAAGGAAAGAGCAGCUGCUGCUGCAGCAGCAAAAAUGGAUGGAAAAGAGUCUAAGAGUUCACCUAUAAUUUUGCCUAAAAAAGAGAAACUUGAGGUGAAGGAGUCAGGGUUAGAGUCUAAAAAGUUACCCAGAAGUAUAAAAUCAGAAAAAUCCACCCCAGAUACUGAACUGGUUAAUGUAGCACAUUCAAACCCAGAGGUAAAAAACUGUUCAGAUACAGGGAAAGUUAAGUUGGAUGAGAACUUGCAGAAGCAUCCUGUUAAGGAUUUGAAAGCACAGGGAACAAAGGACGCUAAACCUGUAGCACUGAAAGAGGUGAUUGUUACUUCAAAGGAAACAGAGACAUCAGAAAAGGAGACUCUUCCACCUCUUCCCACCAUUACUUCUCCACCCCCUUUACCAGCUACUACCCCUCCACCACAGACACCCCCUUUGCCACCUUUGCCUCCACUACCAGCUAUUCCGCUGCAGCCACCUCUGCCUCCUCCCCAACCACCAUUUAGUCAAGUUCCUGUUUCAAGUACUUCAAUUUUGCCCUCUUCUCCUCACCCAAGGACAUCUACUCUAUCCUCUCAGACAAAUUCUCAGCCCCCUGUACAGGUUUCUAUGAAGACUCAAGUAUCUGUAACAGCUGCUAUUCCACACCUGAAAACUUCAACAUUGCCUCCUCUGCCCCUCCCUCCCCUAUUACCUGGGGAUGAUGACAUGGAUAGUCCAAAAGAAAUGAUUCCUUCAAAGCCUGCAAAGAAAGAGAAGGAACAGAGGACUCGCCACUUGCUUACAGACUUGCCUCUUCCUCCUGAGCUACCAGGAGGAGAUCCGUCGCCUCCAGAUUCUCCAGAGCCAAAGGCAAUUACACCACCUCAACAACCAUAUAAAAAGAGACCAAAAAUCUGUUGUCCUCGUUAUGGGGAAAGAAGGCAAACAGAAAGUGAUUGGGGGAAGCGCUGUGUGGACAAGUUUGACAUUAUUGGGAUUAUUGGAGAGGGGACCUAUGGCCAAGUAUAUAAAGCCAAGGACAAAGACACAGGAGAACUAGUAGCUCUGAAGAAGGUGCGGCUAGACAAUGAGAAAGAGGGCUUCCCAAUCACAGCCAUCCGGGAGAUCAAGAUUCUUCGUCAAUUAGUUCAUCAGAGUGUUGUAAACAUGAAGGAAAUUGUCACAGACAAACAAGAUGCACUGGAUUUCAAGAAGGACAAAGGUGCCUUUUACCUUGUAUUUGAAUAUAUGGACCAUGACUUAAUGGGACUGCUUGAAUCAGGUUUGGUGCACUUUUCUGAGGACCAUAUCAAGUCAUUUAUGAAACAGCUAAUGGAAGGACUGGAUUACUGUCACAAAAAGAAUUUCCUCCAUCGGGAUAUUAAAUGUUCUAACAUUUUGCUGAAUAACAGCGGGCAAAUCAAACUGGCAGAUUUUGGACUUGCUCGGCUCUAUAACUCUGAAGAGAGUCGCCCUUACACAAACAAAGUCAUUACUCUUUGGUAUCGACCUCCAGAGCUGCUUCUUGGAGAGGAGAGAUACACACCAGCCAUUGAUGUUUGGAGCUGUGGGUGCAUCCUUGGGGAACUGUUCACAAAGAAACCUAUUUUUCAAGCCAAUUUGGAACUGGCUCAGCUAGAACUUAUCAGUCGUCUCUGUGGUAGUCCUUGUCCAGCAGUGUGGCCUGAUGUUAUCAAGCUGCCCUACUUCAACACCAUGAAACCGAAGAAGCAAUACAGGAGACGCCUAAGAGAAGAAUUCUCUUUCAUUCCUUCAGCGGCACUUGAUCUAUUGGACCACAUGCUGACACUGGAUCCUAGCAAGAGGUGCACAGCUGAACAGACCCUACAGAGUGACUUCCUUAAAGAUGUGGAACUCAGCAAAAUGGCACCUCCAGAUCUACCUCACUGGCAGGAUUGCCAUGAAUUGUGGAGUAAGAAACGUCGACGGCAGCGACAGAGUGGUAUUGUGAUAGAAGAGCAACCUCCGUCCAAAGCUUCUAGAAAAGAAACUACCUCAGGGACAACAGCUGAGCCUGUGAAAAACAAUAGCCCAGCGCCACCUCAGCCUGCUCCUGUCAAGGCAGAGCCUGGUCCAGGGGAUGCAGUAGGCCUUGGUGACAUCACACAGCAGUUGAAUCAAAGUGAAUUGGCAGUGUUAUUAAACCUGCUUCAGAGCCAAACUGACCUGAGCAUCCCUCAGAUGGCACAGCUGCUUAAUAUCCACUCCAAUCCAGAGAUGCAACAGCAGCUCGAAGCCUUGAAUCAGUCUAUUAGUGCACUGACUGAAGCCAGUUCCCAGCAGCAGGACUCAGAAUCCAUAGCCCCCGAGGAAUCAUUGAAGGAGGUACCUUCUGUACCUGUGGUCCUGCCUCCUGCUGAGCAGACAACUCCUGAAGCUUCAAACACACCAGCUGACAUGCAGAAUGUGUUGGCAGUUCUCUUGAGUCAGCUGAUGAAAACCCAAGAGCCAGCAGGUAACCUGGAGGAAAACACCAAUGACAAGAAUAGUGGGCCACAGGGGCCCCGAAGAACUCCUACAAUGCCACAGGAGGAGGCAGCAGCAUGUCCUCCUCACAUUCUUCCACCAGAGAAGAGGCCCCCUGAGCCCCCUGGACCUCCACCGCCGCCACCUCCACCCCCUCUGGUUGAAGGCGAUCUUUCCAGCGCCCCCCAGGAGUUGAAUCCCGCCGUGACAGCCGCCUUGCUGCAACUUUUAUCCCAGCCUGAAGCAGAGCCUCCUGGCCACCUGCCACAUGAGCACCAGGCCUUGAGACCAAUGGAAUACUCCACCCGAUCCCAUCCAAACAGGACUUACGGAAAUACUGAUGGGCCUGAGACAGGGUUCAGUGCCGCUGACACUGAUGAACGCAGUUCUGGUCCAGCCUUGACAGAAUCUUUGGUUCAGACCCCGGUGAAGAACAGGACCUUCUCAGGCUCUGUGAGCCACCUUGGGGAGUCCAACAGCUACCAGGGCACAGGGUCAGUGCAGUUCCCAGGGGACCAGGACCUCCGUUUUACCAGGGUUCCCUUAGCAUUACACUCAGUGGUUGGGCAACCAUUCCUCAAGUCUGAGGGAAACAGCAACUCUGUGGUACAUGCAGAGACCAAAUUGCAAAACUAUGGGGAGCUGGGACCAGGAAACACUGGGGCCAACAGCUCAGGAACAACGCUUCAGUGGGGGGGCCCAGCUCAGUCUUAUGGAAAACCCUACAGGGGGGCUGCAAGAAUCCCACCACGAGGGGGAAGAGGGAGAGGAGUUCCUUAUUAACACAGAGACAUCAAAUGCCCUGAAAGAAUCCUUCCCUGUCCAUCUUUCCAUCUAGUUCUAUGAACCUUUAAUGAACUCUCCUGCCAGAGCAAGGUAAUCAUCGGCAUUCGGCUACUGCAGUGCUGUCUGUCGUUUUCACUUGCUGCUAGCAGACGAGUCAACCAUGUUGGCACCAGUUCUUCCAAAAUGGGCAAUAGCCAGAAUAUUUACUUCCGCUCUGUGUAGGAGCUAUAGUAGAAAAAUAUGGAGAGAAAGACACAUUCAAUUGAAAAAUAAUUGUUCCAUUAGCUCAUUGCCUGCACUUAAGCAGAAGAGAACUAUUUUGUUUUGAGAUGGCUCUGGAGAGGCUUUGAUUUUUAAAAAUUAUUUGUUUUAUUUUCUUGUGUGUGUAUGUAUGUGUGUGGGUGUAUAUAGUUUGUUUUGAAUUUUUAUUUAGUUUCCUACCCCAAACUCCCCUACCGCCCUUGAAAGAGAAGAGUAUUGAAAAGAUCUGAGCUCCUCUAAGGCCUUUGCUAGAAGGGUAACAGUGGACUGGCUGGCUCAAAUGUUUCCUUCCUCUCUACCAUCUCAUAUUUUUGCUUCAGUGAUCACUCCCUUUACCCCUGUUGAAUAUCUUGUACAUACCUUUUUCUAAAUAAAUCAUCCUUAUGUUUGCUCAAUUUUGACAAAAGUUAUGUCCCUCUUCCUGCACACGCAGCAGCAUGUAGGCAGAGGUGUUCUCGGGCGAGUAGGCAGACUUCACCCAAUCCUUGGUUUUUUGCUUGUUUCUCCCUCUUUUCUUUUUUCUCCUUCCUCCCUUGUGUGUUCACCCCUAUUCUCUUUGUCUCUUUUUGAGGCAUUUGUUUGAAAAAAAUACAUAGUAGAGAUGCCCGGGAACCUGGAAUAAUACUUUGCCCUUUUCUUUUUCCUUUUUUUUCUUUCUUUCUUUUUUUUUUUUUUUUUAAUAAAGGAAAGGAAAUUCAAACUCCUACAUUGUUCUCCGUAACUCUUCAAUUCUAAGAUUUUUGGUUUUUGUUUUUUUAAGCCACGUUCUGAUGGGGAAGUUGAUUUAUUAAUGGACAGCAUAGGACAUUGCUGCUGAGCCGUGGUUAGAAAUUAUACCACCAUACCUACCUAGAGGGGUAAUAAGAUCAGUAAGCAUGUUUACAUGAAUAUUUUUGUGUUUGAAAGAAGAAGAAAACUUUAAAACAGAGCCUUGUGAUAUUGUCAGGAAAAUCCUGAAAAUCCAUGAGCACAUAACCCAGUUUAGGUUAUAUAUCUGAAGAUUUAUCAAUUCCCGAUACUUUAAAGAACAAUUUUUAAACAGUCCAUCAGAAAGAACAGUAUUGAUAAGUAUAUGUCUCAGCAUGUACAUCCAACCAUUUCUUACAGGGAUCAUUUUUGAUUGUGGUAAAGGGUGUAGUCCCGUAUGACUUCCGGAAAAGAACUUUGCCUUUGCAGAACAGGAAAUGGAUGAGAGGAAGGAUUUCAGGGUGGGGUAACUUGAGAGACUUCUCAUGGCUUCCAUUUCUCAGUAUCAGCAUCUGGAGUAUUUUAAAAACAGAUUAAUGUCAUGUAAGUGGGCUGCACAGUUUUAGGGUAAGCUCUCUUUUACAAAGGCAAACAUACUUCACCAUCUCGGAGAAUAGUUUUCAGAAACUCAAAUAAAAUUUCAUGUUUCAAUACCAA